AAUAAAGCGUCCAUCGCCCUCUAAGUCUCUAACCUCGCCGUGACGCAGUCUUCCUUCUUCUUCUCCUCUUACCUCGAGCGACGGAGGCAUCUCUUCUUCUUCUUCAAACCUGCUGCUCGCUGUAUUCUACCACUCUACUGAGUUUUCUUCUUUUUUCAGGAUGACAGACUGCAAAUCAGUGCCCAUUUUGUCAAGAACUACCCGCCGCCUCGAUUGCCGUCUAACUUGUGGCAGUCAUCCACUCAUUUCUUUUCAACCCCAUUAACUUUUCGUUGCUGCCGUCGUGAUCGCUAAUCCUUGUGCUUGUUGUGAUCGCCGCUCCCAUCCACAGCUGUAAUUGUUGCUUCUGCUCCUACCAAUCCCUCUCUUCUAUCCUCGUUGUUCUUGAUGCGUAAACUGGGGUACCUGAACAAGCAAAUUAAUGGCAAGCAAAGCUCUGAAAACUGUGGCUAAAGCUGUUUCCGAAUACCAGUAUCCAUGGAGAGAAAAAUUGGCAAAACAUAAGGAUGAGUUAUCCAAGGGUGUGUGGGGUUAUUGGCAGCUAGGAGCUUGGACACCACUUCACAUUAGUGCUCGCAAACGAGCUAGACUUCGCAAGGAAGUCCUGCUUGCAGGCCAAGAUUGGCCUUAUGAUCCAGAGAGGAAAGAAAUGAGAGUGAAGAUGAAAGGGCACAAGUGUGAUAAAAUAUCUGCAGAAAAACGGCAGAACACCGCCAAACUGAUGGAGAAAAUGCCAGAUAUGUUGAAGGCGUACAAGAAGCGAAGAUGGGAGAAGAAAAUGAAGGAAGAAGAGAAGAAAAUAAAGGAGUAAAUAAGUUGAUGGUUCUCUCUAUGCUCGUUCCCUUUCUCAGAGGUUGCUUUUUACUGCAGCUCUUUUGUUCCUGAAUGAACUUGGUAUAAUUUACAUACAUACUAUGUUACUCUUUGUUUAUUUCUUUGGUUCAAGGGAAACAAACAUUCGGUGUUCUGCUUUGAAUGGGAUAAAAUGAUGGAGACAGAACAUUAAGUUCACAUUCGAAACA
Ricinus communis (castor bean) is the source of this 1022-nucleotide messenger RNA. RefSeq lists its product as uncharacterized. The coding region runs from base 422 to 811 and encodes 129 amino acids. The transcript is spliced from 3 exons. The record is from RefSeq and is a predicted model, not a curated record. NCBI's taxonomy places the organism in Eukaryota, Viridiplantae, Streptophyta, Magnoliopsida, Malpighiales, Euphorbiaceae.